AAGUCGGACGGGAACACCCGCUUCCAAAAGUUGGGGCGUCCGGCCCGUCACGUAAGCACAUGGUUCGGGUCUGGCACACUGACUGGCGCAUGUUCCCCUCUGCUGCAAUUCUGAAUCCCAUAGAGGACCUAAAAUGUCAGGAGACCCAUCACAGCAACUGGCGUCACCAGCAGGGGGACCAGGAGAGCCGAAGCGAUCGACAACAACAGAUGCUGACGGGACACCAUCACCGGGUUCCAAACACGCCGCGAGCUCGAUAGAAUCAAAACCUGCGCUGGAUGUCCCCACUGCCACAAACACAGAUGGAACCAACGGUUCGGCACCGACGAUAAAGAUGCCUAUCGCGACCAACAAAUUCAGCAACGACGGCUCCUUCGCGGAAAGGUUCAAGCUAAUGCAUGCCGAAGCAGAGGAGAAGCGGAAAAACGAGGAGGCGGUCAAGAAGAAAACAACCUGGGAAUCUUCUUUCCGCACCCGCGGCAAGCGAAAAAAGGGAACAACAACCGCCUCAUCAGAAGGCAGUGCGGCCAAAAAAGCGAAAGAAGGGUUUCCAGAGACAGAGACGACCGAACUGGACGAAGCGGCGUCGGCUUAUUUGAAGGAAAUGGCGAGGAUCAAGGAGAAGUUGCCGGGUGGGGACAAGGGGAGUGGUGUUAGGCCUUUGGUCAAGUGAUGGGAUGGAUGGCAUUUGGGGAGUACAGAUUGGGGAUUACAGAGACGGACAAUAUCAUGGAUGAUACGAAAUGGAAUCGAUAAAUAUUGAAUUUAUCUACAUGUACUGGAGGAAUUCCCUACAU
Molecule: messenger RNA, 797 nt
Organism: Fimicolochytrium jonesii
Lineage: Eukaryota; Fungi; Chytridiomycota; Chytridiomycetes; Spizellomycetales; Powellomycetaceae
Exons: 4
Coding region: 134-673 (179 amino acids)
Source: RefSeq, a predicted model, not a curated record